Messenger RNA from Salvelinus sp. IW2-2015, 1299 nucleotides. Its product is annotated as microfibril-associated glycoprotein 4-like. Gene Ontology annotation, biological process: elastic fiber assembly. The record is from RefSeq and is a predicted model, not a curated record. NCBI's taxonomy places the organism in Eukaryota, Metazoa, Chordata, Actinopteri, Salmoniformes, Salmonidae.
CUCACAAUGUUGGCAGUGUUACUUCUGGCUGUUGUAGCAGUCCACUCUGCCCCUCGAUGGGAUAUCAACCUGGAUGCAGACUGUAAUGAAGUCUACAACAUCUCGCAAGCAAGUGGCGUCUACCCCAUCUACCCCUUUUUGACACCUGUUCAGGUGUACUGUGACAUGAACACGGAUGGAGGCAAGUGGACUGUGAUAAUCCAGAGGAGGAUAGAUGGAUCUCUGAACUUCUACAGACCCUGGAACCAGUACAAAGUUGGUUUUGGAAACCCAGAGGGAGAAUACUGGCUAGGACUGGAGAACAUCCACCUUCUCACUAAGAGGAGGAAGUAUGAGCUGAGGGUAGACAUGGAGGACUUUGAAGGAAACAGUGUGUUUGCCAUGUACUCUUCCUUCUUUUUGGACUCUGAGGCAGACGGAUACAAGCUACAUGUCACUGGAUUCACCAACGGAGGAGCAGGUGACUCACUGGCCUAUCAUAGCGGGUUGAUGUUCAGCACCUUCGACAAAGACCAGGACACUUGGUCUGACAACUGUGCAGCUACUUACUAUGGGACAUUUUGGUAUGGUUCUUGUCACUACGCUAACAUCAAUGAAGAGUACCUAUGGGGAACCACCAAACAUACCGCUACAAGUGUCAAUUGGAAUCACUGGAAAGGUUAUCAUUAUUCUCUGAAAGCUGUCUCUAUGAAGAUUAGACCAGUGCCUUAGACCAGUGGGGUAGAUACCUUUGAUAAACAGCCACAUAUAACUCUUUAUUUACUUGUUGAUUACAAUUUUGAACAGUAGGCCGGCUAAGUCAUUGAUCCAACUUUCUGGAACAUCCCCCAGUGUAGAGAAGCUGCAGCCAGCAGGGUCUCCCAAUGUGUAUAGCAGGGGCUUGGAACACACUACUCUGACAUUAUGUUGUUAAUCAGACAAUCAGCCAAUCAUAGCGCCCUGUCCCAGAUUAGAGUGAAAUGUAGGAUAUCAGGGCUGUUCAGUUUUAUAUACACUGUCUGUUAUGUAUGCUAUGAGUGUUUCUGAUCUGACCAGAUUUAAUUAAUGUUGUUAUGUUUAUCAACUGUCACAAACAUUGGACUCGCUCCAGGCCUACUACAUUCCAGACACCUGCCAGAUCUCACAACGCCUGGAUAUGAAUUUCAUAGCGACCCUGUGUCUGAUGCUAGUACAGUAGUUGAACAGUAGUUGAUGCAAUGCAAUGACUGCAAUGUAAUCAGCCUGGAAUGAGGCCAAUGUUACAAUAUAAGGUAUGCAGUGUAUGUGUGUGUGUGUGGUAGCAAAAGGCAUUAUGUUUAA